Messenger RNA from Dipodomys ordii (Ord's kangaroo rat), 725 nucleotides. It is a transcript of the gene Caly, whose product is annotated as calcyon neuron-specific vesicular protein. Gene Ontology annotation, cellular component: membrane; endosome. NCBI's taxonomy places the organism in Eukaryota, Metazoa, Chordata, Mammalia, Rodentia, Heteromyidae. Gene Ontology annotation, molecular function: clathrin light chain binding. Bases 1 to 651 code for a protein of 216 amino acids. The transcript is spliced from 5 exons. Gene Ontology annotation, biological process: clathrin coat assembly; endosomal transport; G protein-coupled dopamine receptor signaling pathway. The record is from RefSeq and is a predicted model, not a curated record.
AUGGUGAAGCUGGGCUGUAGCUUCUCGGGAAAACCAGGCAAAGACCCUGGAGACCAGGGUGGGGCUGCCAUGGACAGUGUUCCUCUCAUCAGUCCGCUGGACGUCAGCCAGCUUCAGCCACCAUUUGCUGACCAGGCGGUCAUCAAGACACAGACAGAAUACCAGCUGUCCUCUCCAGACCAGUCAAAGAAGUUCGCAGACUUGGAGGGUCAGAAGCUGGCCUGCAGCCACCCAGAGGAGGGACGCAAGCUGCCGACCGCGAGAAUGAUUGCCUUUGCCAUGGCUCUCAUGGGCUGUGUGCUGAUCAUGUAUAAGGCUGUCUGGUACGACCAGUUCACCUGCCCAGACGGCUUCCUGCUUCGGCACAAAAUCUGCACCCCCCUGACGCUGGAGAUGUACUACACGGAGAUGGACCCCGAACGCCACCGCAGCAUCCUGGCCGCCAUCGGGGCCUACCCGCUGAGCCGCAAGCAUGCGGCCGAGAUGCCCUGGGCAGAGAGCUACCGCCCCGGCAAGGAGGGGCGUAAGGGCUCUGCCCUGGUGGGGGCAGCCGUGGUCGCGGGGACGGAGCCGCCCGGAAAGCCCUCGGCCGAGGCAGAGGGGGAGGCCCCGAAGGCGGUGAGCAGUGUGCCGGCCCCGGCCACCCAGUGACGGCCCAGCCAGCCCGCCCAGCCCGGCCAGGGCAGGUAGGUUGGCUCACUGGACAGCUCCGCAGGUCUCUGUGA